Molecule: messenger RNA, 3150 nt
Organism: Leptinotarsa decemlineata (Colorado potato beetle)
Lineage: Eukaryota; Metazoa; Arthropoda; Insecta; Coleoptera; Chrysomelidae
Biological process (GO): regulation of transcription by RNA polymerase II
Cellular component (GO): nucleus
Molecular function (GO): protein binding
Source: RefSeq, a predicted model, not a curated record
CUAUAUCCUUCUUCAUCAAAAGUUGGCGUUGUUCUCUUGGGGGUGUAAAGGGAUUUUGUUUCAAGAAAGUAAUUAUUAAUUUUUACUUGCAUUUCUCAAAAUACUCAUUGAAAGUGUGUUGAAACCAAACAUUUAACUCAGGGGGCGUUUCGAAAAAGAUCCGACCAUGGCGUCGGAACAAUUUUCUUUGUGUUGGGAUAAUUUCCACAAAAAUAUGAGUUCGGGUAUGAAUUCGUUGUUGGAGAAUGAAGACUUGGUUGAUGUUACGCUUGCUGUGCAAGGCAAAUGUUUAAAAGCUCAUAAAAUGGUGCUUUCCGUGUGUAGUCCAUAUUUUAAAGAACUUUUCAAAUCAAAUCCGUGUCAACACCCGAUUGUUUUCAUGAAAGACGUUAGUUUUGAAGCUUUAAGUGAUCUACUACAGUUCAUGUAUCAGGGUGAAGUACAAGUUAGUCAAGAAAAUUUAACCACUUUUAUCAAGACUGCCGAGGCCUUACAAAUCAAAGGACUCACGGGAGACGGCAAUGGUUCUGCUGACGUUGAAGCCAAUGACCCACAAGAGAAACCAACACGCCCCAUCGAAGAAUACAAACCAGUUCCUCGCCCAAAGAAGCAACAGCCGGCGCCCUUACCCACACCCUCAGUUAAACGUCCUCGGCUGAGUGUCUCCUCAGAUUCACAACCGUUACCUCCAACAAUCACAAAAACUGAACCUGUUGCCUCCGUUCAACAGGUCGGAUUGACUCCCGAACCUGCUAUCCAAUUCAAGAUGGAACCCUAUGACCAAAAUCAGUCUUUGUUGGAUGAGACAGGGGAUGAUAACUUUGGUGACGACGCUUUGGAUGAUACUGCAGGAGACGACAACGAGGAUUAUUCUAUGAUGGAGAGCGGAGUUGGGGACGAAGAACCCCAAGCAGGAACCAGUACUGACGGCGCAGGCGAAGGACAAGGGGUCAUUUAUUUUGACGUUGGAACGAAAUAUCCAAAAAUAAUAUUGGAUAAUUAUGAGUACCGUACAUAUCGAAAAGAAUCUAUGAGAACAUUUUGGAAAUGUCGCAAUUACUUUGGGUCAAAGAGCUCAAUUGCAGAGAGAUGCAAGUCAUCACUCAUUACGACCGGGAGGGUGGUUACUGUAAGUGCUGAUCCCCACAAUCAUCCGAUUUUGCGAGCACCAAAAAUGGACAGGUCAUUGUCGCAGAAUGUUACGAUAAUAAGGGAAAUUCCACAAAAAUCCACUCCGAUUCAUCAGUGAUUUGCAACUUUUUUAUGCUGUCUCCAUUCUUACCUUCAUUCGAAAAAUAUUUUAUGUUAGAAGUAAUUCUUUUUUUACCUGUUUUUAUGUAUGCAAAAACUUAUUAGUUAACUGUUGAUAGUUCUUAUUACAAAUUUUAUUCAAGUAGUAAUCACCACAGAAAUUGACUAUCAUUUCAACUGGUAUAUUUUCAAAAGAGAAUGAUUUUUGGAAAAGAAAGAUUUUGGUUUUCUACUUUUUCGUCUUUCCACAAGAGUAGAUGUUUGAUGUUAGAGAAGUACAAAGCCAAAAACUUUACAUUAUAGAAAAUAGAAAACGCACUGUGUUGAUCUGUGGGAAUAAUAUACACUGCCGGGCAUAAAACUAGAGCCACUCUGUAAUUUGAAGUUAUUAAAAUUUUUUUUUUGAUUUUUUCGGAUCUCUUCCUCAUGUCACAUAUUUUACCGAGUCCUGAAAAAAAAUAGUUUAUGGUUGCCCAAAUUCAUUUGUUAAUAUUGAACAUGAACAAUUAUUUUACUUCAGUUGCUAGGAAAUGAAAUGAACAAUUUGAUAUGAAUUUUUUUGAAAAAGAAAAAAUGUAAGGGUUUUAGUAAUGAGUGUUACCUCCUUUUGCAGAUAUAGCUUGUAAACAACGAGGCAUGCUCUGGAUUACAGUCUGCGAAAGGUUUUUCCAUUCUUGUAGCAGUACUAUGUCGCGUAGCUCUCUAUAAUUUCAGAGACCCGUCACAUGUCUUCGUAAACGUUUCUCAAGCUCAUCCUAAACAUGUUCAAUGGGAUUCAAAUCCAGACUGUGCGCAGGUCAAACAAAUCGCGUGGGUUGAACCUCGUCAAGAUACUGAGUAACGAUCAGGGCAGUGCAUGCUCUUAUAGAACCUCCAUCAGGUACCUAUGCGUAUUCAAUGUCCCAUUCUCGAUGAAGAUUAAUUCCGUGCGAGGGUCAAACGAUUUGCCUUCCAUGCAAUAACUGAUCCACCAACAAAUGGAAGUCGCUCGGCUGUACACGUUUGAGCAUAUUUAUUAUCUGGUCUUCUCCAUACCCGUACACGUCUGAUCCUUUAAGGCAGAAUCAGAAUACUGUCCAAGACAAGUGUACUCGUGAAAAAUUCAAUCUAUCAAUCAGGUGUGCACGGAAAAGCGGCGGUCCAGUAGCUCUAGUUCGAGAAGAUAAUCCAGCAGAACGGAGUCGCCUCCUAACUGUCCACUCAUUUAUGUUUACAUUUCUGACUUCUUGCAGGUGACUUCGAAGGGAAACUGUCGUAACUGAUCUGUUUGUCAAAGCACUAGAUAAGAGAAACCGGUCAUCCCUAGCUAUAGUAGUCCUUUCUCGCCCUGAGCCAGGUCUUCGAGUUGGCAGACCAGUUUUGUGGUACCGCCGCCAUACUCGUUGCACAUUCGAGAUGUUAAUUUCGAUGCACCAACAUUACCAACCGUACAUAAACAACCGCCAAUUGACAGUACUAUGUUUAAAAAAUAUUGUUUUUGAAGCAAUUUAUUAGUACAGUAUGGUACAUCCAAAAUAUUUCAAAUAAAAACAUACAUUUCCAAGAUAACUUCAACUCAUGGGGUGACCCUAAUUUUAUACCCGGCAGUGUAUAACAGCUGAAAUAGUAACGAAAUACAUUGACACGAAAGAUUACAAUGAACAUUCCUCAUUUACUCGAAUUAAUAUUUGAAAGAAUUCAAACUGACAUCAACACCAUAAAAGUUCAAUUUUUCGAAGGAGUACGUUUCAUUUUUUAUAGAAGAAGAACGAUGUGAAGGUAAGUUUGGAGAAAUUCUGUCGUCUACAUUUCACUUUUGCAUAUGUGAUUUUAAUUUUAUUAUUGUAUAGACAGCAUUUAUAUACUUGAGCCAAAUUUAUAUUGACUUUUGAUUUAUAGUAAAAAUCUUAUCAAAAAGCG